Botrytis byssoidea is the source of this 2364-nucleotide messenger RNA. RefSeq lists its product as uncharacterized. Gene Ontology annotation, molecular function: peptide-N4-(N-acetyl-beta-glucosaminyl)asparagine amidase activity; carbohydrate binding. Gene Ontology annotation, cellular component: cytosol; nucleus. NCBI's taxonomy places the organism in Eukaryota, Fungi, Ascomycota, Leotiomycetes, Helotiales, Sclerotiniaceae. The record is from RefSeq and is a predicted model, not a curated record. The transcript has 4 exons. Bases 1 to 2364 code for a protein of 787 amino acids. Gene Ontology annotation, biological process: glycoprotein catabolic process; carbohydrate metabolic process; protein quality control for misfolded or incompletely synthesized proteins.
AUGAAUCUAGACUUGAUCAUUUCUUUUCUCAUAUUUGACAUUGUCCAAGCCCAAACCGAUUAUUCACAAUUUGUGAAUGUGUUUACUGGAACACAAAAUGGAGGCAACGAUUUUCCGGGUGUUGCUCGACCUUGGGGAAUGGUCAAACUUGGCCCCGAUCUUCUAAUCCAGGGUACCGACUCAUAUUCUGGCUAUCUUCCUAAUGGAAACUUCUCAGGCUUUAGUGUGAUGCAUGAGCAAGGUACUGGAGGUGCACCGAAAUAUGGCACGGUUGCCCAACUACCUUUGGUGGGCACAAUCACCAACCCUUUGUCAAGUAUAACUGUCGGCAGAGCAGUCCCUGACCAAGGCUCUGUGGGUUACUAUCGAGCUCAGACAAGUGAUAAUGUUGUUGUCGAGCUUGCUGCUACAUCACACGCUGGACUCUACCAAUACACGUUUCCUCCCACCAGCACUGGGAACAAUAUUCUGAUUGAUGUCAGCCAUGUGGUGCCAUCUUUCAGAGGUCAAGGCUUGAGUCAAGCAUACGAUGGAGGAAGCUUUCAAAUAUUUUCAGAUGGCCAUUAUGAGGCAUCUGGUGUAUACAAUAACGGAUGGAAUAGAUCUCCUGAUUGGACGAUAUACUCAUGUGGCUAUUUUAACGUAACACCCUCUGCAUCGAAUGUAUAUGCCAAUACUGGUGCUGGUAGUGUCAUCCAGCUUAGCAAAUCAGCUACUUCGGCUGACUUGAACACUGCCGUUGGCGGGCUUUAUACAUUCAACACUACUGCUGUUACAUCGAGAGUUGGGAUUUCCUGGAUUUCCACGGAAAAGGCAUGCCAGAAUGUCAACGAUGAGAUCUCGAGUGAUUCCACAUUUUCAAAUGUCGUUUCUGACACUAAAUCUGUUUGGAACGAUGAAGUUUUAUCAAGAAUCACAACUACUUCUACCAAUGCGACCAAUCUUGGAUUGCUAUAUACAUCUAUGUAUUUCAUGAGUCUUCUUCCAACAAAUCAAACAGGAGAAAAUCCAAGAUGGACUUCCACCGAACCAUAUUAUCAAGACAUAUUCACUCUUUGGGAUUUAUUCCGUUGUGGUACAGCUUUACUUCACGUCCUUCAGCCCACUGUCUACGAAGAAUACAUUCGCUCCUUGAUAGAUAUUUGGCGUUUCGAUGGCUAUAUGCCCGAUGCUCGCUCUUCAAAUUAUAAUGGUCGGACUCAAGGGGGUUCCAAUGCUGAUAAUGUCCUCGCCGAUGCUUAUGUGAAAGGUGUAAGAGGUCAAAUCAAUUGGGAUGAUGGCUACGCAGCCAUGGUGAAAGAUGCUGAAGUCCAACCUAACAAUACCGUUCCACCUGACCCAAUGGCUCCGGACUCAUCAGCAAAGGAAGGAAGAGGCGCUUUACCUGAUUGGAAACAAUAUGGCUAUAUCACUCCGACAUAUAGUCGUGCCGGUUCUCGAGCAGUAGAUUAUGCAUACAAUGAUUUCUCAGUUUAUCAGGUAGCCAACGGAUUGGGGAACACAGAAGAUGCAGCCAAAUAUCUAGAUCGCUCACGAAAUUGGAGAAACCACUGGAAUCCCAAUUUGACUUCUAUCGGAUACUCAGGAUUUGUGGUUCCUCGCACAGCAGCAGGUUCUUCAACGCCUUUUGUUACUGUUGAUCCUUUGACUAAUAUUGGAUACUGGGGUGAUCCAUUUUAUGAAGGUAGCUCAUGGCAUUAUUCUUUCGGUGAUGUUCAUGAUAUGGAUACUAUCAUUGAAUAUAUGGGAGGAGAUGCCACAUUUUACAAGAGAUUGGAAACAAUGUUUACCGUUGGCGCGAAUCCUAACAACCCAGGAGGUAUUAUCUUUGAUGGUACAAAUGAAGUUACAUUCAACGUCCCCUACCUCUACAACUUUAUCAACCACCAAUCUCGCUCGAUCUACCAAUCUCGCAAAGUAGCCAAAACUUACAACCUCUCUCCGACUGGUCUUCCCGGCAAUUCGGACGCAGGAGCUAUGCAAACAUGGCUCAUAUGGAAUAUGCUCGGUCUUUAUCCCAUCACCGCGACCCCCAAUUUCCUAAUCACAUCUCCCUGGUUCGAAUCCAUAACCAUAGAUUUAAGCCCCAGCGGUUCUUCCGCUAGCAAUCGCAAAACACUCACCAUAGCCAGUACAGGCGGUGACGGAAAUGGAGAUUCCAAUUACUAUGUGCAAAGUUUGAAGGUGAACGGUGUUGAAUGGAAUAAGAAUUGGGUGGUUUGGAGUGACAUUUUUGAGGAGGGAGGAAGCAUGGAAUUUGUGUUAGGAAGUGAACCGAGCAGGUGGGAUGAAAAUGGGGAGAGGGUGCCUAGUCCUGCUUCGGAAACGGCUGCAGGAACGAGCAGGUUUAGGAGAGAGAUUUGA